AUGUCAAAAACGUAACACCCAGGUCACGUCAUACGCAGCCUAAAAACGUCACUAGCUACUUUCCUUCCUGGGAAUUAAAGUGCUAUCUGCUCAUAAUGGUGAAAUUUGGAUUGCAGUUUAAAGCUACUCUGGAAAACAUUACAAACCUUAGACCUGUUGGGGACGAUUUUCGUUGGUUUCUAAAGCUAAAAUGUGGAAAUUGUGGUGAGGUGUCUGAUCGGUGGCAGUAUAUCACGUUAAUGGACAGUGUACCCCUUAAAGGUGGACGUGGUAGUGCCAGCAUGGUACAGAAGUGUAAACUGUGCUCCAGAGAGAACUCAAUUGAUAUCUUGAGGGAUACAAUGAAGCCUUAUAAUGCUGAAGACAAUGAACAGUUUAAAACUAUAGUGCAGUUUGAAUGUCGAGGGCUUGAACCUGUUGAUUUUCAACCCCAGGCUGGUUUUGCUGCAGAAGGGGCAGAGUCUGGAACACGCUUUAAUGAAAUUAAUCUACAAGAAAAGGAUUGGAAUGAUUAUGAUGAAAAGGUGAAAGAAUCAGUUGGGAUAUAUGAGGUUACCCAUCGGUUUGUGAAAUGCUGACACUGUCCAAGAGAUGAAUCAUUUUGGAAUGAUGAUGCACCAUUACAUGGAUCUAGUGUAAAAGUCAGUAUAGAUCUGGACUGCACUACAAGCCACCUGUCAUAAAAUAUGGUUUACUUUCCUAGUGACAUUGUGUAAAUACCAUUUACCUGAAACAGUAAAUGUCUUUGAACUCAGUUGUGCAUAGCAAAUGAAAGGAGUAAAGAACUUUAUUGAAGAA
This is a messenger RNA of Protopterus annectens (West African lungfish), 798 nucleotides long. It is a transcript of the gene CZIB, whose product is annotated as CXXC motif containing zinc binding protein. The coding region runs from base 96 to 578 and encodes 160 amino acids. The record is from RefSeq and is a predicted model, not a curated record. The transcript has 8 exons. Gene Ontology annotation, molecular function: zinc ion binding. Lineage: Eukaryota; Metazoa; Chordata; Ceratodontiformes; Protopteridae.